Trichomonas vaginalis G3 is the source of this 374-nucleotide messenger RNA. RefSeq names its product keratin-associated protein family. The record is from RefSeq and is a predicted model, not a curated record. The annotation marks the transcript as partial. The transcript has a single exon. NCBI's taxonomy places the organism in Eukaryota, Parabasalia, Trichomonadida, Trichomonadidae.
UCAACAAAUCCCGCAACAGUUCUGGGUUUUGGUACGUGGAAGCAGAUUGUAGAUAAAUUCUUAUACUGUGCUAGAUAUUCAAAGCAAACAGGAGGUUCGAAGAAAAUUAAAGAAGCAAACCUUCCACCGCACACUCAUACAGGAACGACAAACUUUUCUGGCGACCAUAGCCGCUCAUUAAAAGACCACCCAUUAUACAACUCAGAGUAUGAAGCUGGCAAUGACGUUUUAUCUCCAUCUUAUAACAAUUCAGCAAAAAAGACUUUUCGACCAACUGAACCAGGAGGAAAUCAUGUCCAUACUUUCACAACAAAUCCAACAGGCUCGGGUGCAGAUUAUAUGCCACCAUUUGUGACUGUAUUCGCAUGGUACCG